Panonychus citri (citrus red mite) is the source of this 2128-nucleotide messenger RNA. Its product is annotated as 4-hydroxyphenylpyruvate dioxygenase-like. Gene Ontology annotation, molecular function: 4-hydroxyphenylpyruvate dioxygenase activity. The transcript has a single exon. Gene Ontology annotation, biological process: L-tyrosine catabolic process. The coding region runs from base 462 to 1625 and encodes 387 amino acids. Lineage: Eukaryota; Metazoa; Arthropoda; Arachnida; Trombidiformes; Tetranychidae. The record is from RefSeq and is a predicted model, not a curated record.
AAGACACUUAAUUGUGAAAUCAAGAGAGGGUUAAUCGGCAUGGGUGUAGCCAGACUGGUGAUAAUCAUUCAAUUUUUAAGAUAAAAAUUGCUUUAAAUUGAUUUAACCCAACGUGUCAAACAAUUGACAAACUAGUUGGCCUUAAAAGACUGAUUAACUUUGUUAUAAUCAAAUUGAUUGUUGACAAGAAACGAAAAAAUUUUCGUUCUUAAUCAUCUGAAAAUUCAACAUUUCAUUUGAUUUGAAAUCGAUAAAUCUCAAAAGAAAGGGUUUCAACUUAAAUUGUUACAACCUCUCUGUGUGUCCUUUGAAUAUUUAAUUUGAUUUAAUUUCUUACCUUUAAAUUAUUAAUUGAAUUUUGUGAUUCCCUUUGUGUUCUGCAUCUUUCUGGUGGCCGUUAUUGGUGCGUAACUUUCGUGAAACUUUUAUCAAUCAACGAAAAAUAAACCAAAGGUUCAAAAAUGGUCGUCACUCAAGUAAAUAAAAUAACUGAAUUAAGUAAACAAUCGGGAAUAAUUAGUAUCGAUCAUGUAACUUUCUAUGUUUCAAACGCCAAAUAUGCGGCCGCUUAUUUUACUCGUUUCUUUGGAUUCAAGUUAAUUGGUUAUAAGGGUUUGGAAACUGGAAGCCGAUCAAUGUGCUCAUAUGUUGUUUCCCAAGGUGACGUUGUGUUGGUUUUAUGUUCAACUUAUCAAUAUGGUUCGGGUGACCUUUGGUCAAUUGUUUCCUCUAGAGGUGAUAUGGUUAAAGAUGUCGCCUUUACGGUUGAUUGUUUGGAUAAUUAUUUAAACAAAUUGGUCACAAAUGGAGUUGAAAUUAUCCGUCAACCUUGGACAGAAAGUGAUCAACAUGGUUCCGUUAGAAUGGCCGUUAUUUCACCUUUCGGUGAUAUUACACACACACUAAUUGAACGAACUCGUUACUCGGGUACAUUUCUACCUUCUUUUCAUCCUCCUCUUGAAUCAAAAAAUUUCGAUGAGCCACUGGACAUUUCACCAGAAUAUCGAGUAUCAUUCAAAGUUAUUGACCAUUUUGUUCCGGUUCUUAAUGCUGGACAAUUAGAAAAAGCUUUCGAUUAUUACAGUAAAUUAGGCCUGGAAACUUUUUACUCUGUAGAUGACUUUAAAGUUAAAACGGAUAAAAGUCGCUUGAACAUGGUCAUUGUCGCUAAUAAGUCCAAAGAUGUAAUAAUCAAUUUAGUCGCACCAUCGGCUGAAGAUAAAUUAUCCCAAUUACAUGAAUUCUUAAAGUAUAACAAUGGAUCGGGAAUUCAACAUCUUGCCCUUCGAACAGAUAAUAUUGUUGCAACGGUAACUGGCCUUAGGGCUCGGGGAGUCCAAUUUCUUGAAAUUCCAUCAAGUUAUUAUGAUAAAUUACGACAACGUUUAGAUUCAUCUAAAAUCUCAAUAAAAGAAUCAAUCGAUACACUGGAAAAACUGCAAAUCCUUUGCGAUUUCAAUGAAAAUGGUUAUAUCCUCCAGUUAUUUGGUAAACCACUUUUUGAUCGACCAACAAGUUACCUCGAAAUUAUUCAACGAAACAAUCAUUCUGGUUUCGGUGCUGGAAAUGUCCAAGCUCUUUACGAAGCCGUUGAAAGGUUACAAAAACAACGAGGGAAUUUGUAAUCCUUAAAGUAAAUUGAAUAUCACCAAUGAUCAACUUAAAAAUUAAUCUACUAUUUUUUAUAAUUAUCAACAAUUCUCAUAUAUCCAAUAUAUGUUUUUCUCAUCGAAUCCUUUUGAUUUAAUUGUCCAGCAAAAUAAUCUUGACCAAUGGUUUCCACAGAUCCAACGCUUUCAGCUCCAAUGAAUAUGGUGAAAAUGGAAACUGUUGAUUGAAAGUAAUAGUUGAGAAAAAAAAAUGAUGAAAAUUGAUCAAUUGUUAGACUUUGUUCACUCAAUUGUAAUCAACCUUGGCCGAGAAACUUUGAUUAAUCAGUAACCCGUUUAAUCUUAACAAUUAACAGUAAAAAGAGAAAGUAAAACGUUCUCACAAUUUACUGUCUAAAUCGUUUACAAUGAAACUUUUGUCAAUCUUAAUUUAAUUACUUAUCAAUUUGUAUUUUUGUUAAAUUUACUCUUUAUAACUUUACCUCUGAUUUGAAUAAUAAAUGUUGAUCAUUGAACAA